Molecule: messenger RNA, 1745 nt
Organism: Cylicocyclus nassatus
Lineage: Eukaryota; Metazoa; Nematoda; Chromadorea; Rhabditida; Strongylidae
Source: the annotation of a GenBank genome assembly
CUCGCGCGUACCGCAACCCGCGCGCUCUUAGGCCGGCUCUCUGACGUUCUGGCUCGUUGCCAAAUUAGCCUUAUCCCCCUACUAGCCAUCAUAUAGCGUUCGUCCUAUUUAGAACGCGUGUCUGAUUAUUGGCAUCUUCCCCUCACCACCCAUAGCUGCUGCAAAACUGCCGAUUUAAUUUCGAGCAGUCUGAACACAGGACGUUCCUCCUGUCUUCCCGCUUAUGGAGCAAGGAGAGGCGGUCUAUGAGAACACGACUAAAGGACGAGAUCCGAAACAUCUGAUCGAGGACGUGAUCGAGGAAAACGCUAACGAGUUCGACCCACACGCUUCAUUUUACGACGGUCGUGAAGAGGACGCGACAAAAACGGACCACGCUAACUGUGCUCCAGGUGACCAUACCGCUCUGGUCCUAGCACCACCCACCCGAUAUCACACAAUGGCUGUCGUUCCAGGACGAUGUAUCCGGGGAUUUCUGGAUGUUUCGUCUUUUCUCAUCUGCCUAUUUCUUGUUAUUCUACAAAUGGGACUAUUAGAUUACUACUACCUCACUGUACUCUCCGAUAAAGUAUGGUAUUCAUGGAUAGGGGCUGAUGCUCUUGUGAUAGUGGUUCUGUUGUGGCUUCUUGUCUUGGCAGUUAAAUAUAAUCAAACACAAAUGGAAGAAGUUUGUUCAGUUGACGGAAAAGUGAAAUUUGCUUGGAUUGGAUGGCUUAUUUACUCGCUGGUGUUGGUGGGGAAAGUUGCAACUUGUUUCCGCUUAUUUUACAACGAGCUACCGCCUGGACCUCUAGACAAUAAUGACAAACUAUUCGACGACCAUAUGUUCAAACUGGGGCUAUCGCUUUCCGUGCUGAUUUUUCUAUUUCUACUAGAAGCACAUCAUUACACUCCUCUAAUGAGUACUCGUCAGCUCUACAUUACUUAUCUCGCGACAGCAAUAUGUUUGGACCUCGUCGACAACAUCUACUUUCUCGAUCUUCUUUGGCAGUCAUUCAAAGAUGGCUGGAAUUUGCCGCUUUGGCUUGAUGUGACUAUACUGUCCCUGGCUUCCAUAAAUUUCGUUAUGCCAACUUUCGCCCUUCUCAAAUUACGUUUUGGACGAUAUCCAAAAUUCCUCUACAUCAGUGACAAAGUCUGGAGUUUGAUCUACGUGCUACUGGUCAACGCCCCAUUCCUUGGGUUGCGCAUCUAUCUCUACGUACUUCUCGAAGUGCAGCAAACUGGACGGCACUACGAUUUCAGUCUUUUCGCUGUGAAAAAUGUUGCUGUCAUCUAUUUGGCUUUGCGAGAGCUUUGGACAAGACUACAGUACUGGAGAAUGAAGCGAAGGGCGACAGGAUCACGAGGCGAACUGACUGCACAGCACAAUACUGAUGAGGAACACUGAUGAAAGUCUAUUUCUCUUUAAAAAAAAGACAAUGUUUUCCCAAGAUAAACGAUUAAGCUGCCAAAUUGCCAUCGAUCAGAUAAAUCUUCACCGCGAUUUCUUACUCUUUUCGAUUUCUGUACAUCUGUACCCUCUUUUUUGCUUGGCUAGAGGACUAUAUGUCACCGAAAUGGGCGGCAUAUGCGGUCAUCUGCAACAAAUACGCACCUUUCCACAUGCAUGGAGAUGCGUGAUUGCAAGCCGUCCGCGCGGGACCCUCACUCGGCGGCAUGAAGUUCUCUACGCUCUUUGCUUCUGUAGUUUUUUCUUUAAAGAAAAUUGUUGUUCAUCGAUAGACCCAAAUAUAUCAGAAGGU